Molecule: messenger RNA, 1143 nt
Organism: Symbiodinium sp. CCMP2456
Lineage: Eukaryota; Dinophyceae; Suessiales; Symbiodiniaceae
Source: the annotation of a GenBank genome assembly
AUGGUGGUGCUUUGCUUAUGGAGGAACUUCUUGCCUGUGCCCAGGUGUGGCCAGUGCAGCGCGCCGGAGUUCGAGCCGAACAUUGAGACGGAGCUGUCCUUCUCGAGCUCUGACAAGGCGGUUGGCAGCAGCAAGUCCAUCCUUCAGAGGAACAUCAUGGUCGCCAAGACGGUGAUAAGUGACAUAUACCGUGACCUGGAAAGCCGCUGUGUGACGGAACAACGGCAAUACGAGGACUCUGGCUCCAGCCCGUCACAGCAGAAAUUCAACGUUUGGGCCACUUACACCAACAAGGCCCGCUUGCAGCACUUCGCAGCCGAGUCCCUCGCCUUCGUGCAGCGGAAUGCCGAGUGCAGGAGCCGCCUGCUCAAUUCCAAGCAGCUGCGGUUCCUCAUCAUGCUACAGCACCUUCUUAGCGAGGACUGCAGCGAUGCGAACCGGCCCGAAGCGCUCCGAAAACACCAGGACACCUUUGAAGGGAUCCUCACGGACAGUGUCAGCUCACAGCUGGUCGAGGAUGCACAUCGUUGCGAGUUCUCCAUUGACGGCAACUCCUUCAGCUUGCAGGAUUUGCCUCACAUCGAUGCUGGCCUGGAAGAGAGGAAAAACCGCAUAGUUCAGUUCCAAACGGAGCUGAUCCAGGCGUUGGAGACCUUUCUUCUGGGCUUCUGCAGCCGCAGAGGGCUGUCUGCUGGCGGGACAAAGAGACUCAUGCAGGCAGUGACCACCCAAAUGUCGCAGGCCGGCGUGGCGAACAUAGACCGUGGCUCCCAAGCUUCGAGGUACUUCGUGGGAUCCCAAGGUUUGGACCAACGAACGGCCUACAACCUCUCCACGAUGAUGUCGCCCAGCGGCGAGGCGUUGAAGCUCUCGAUUCUCUGCAUGAGAACAGGCUUCACCCAGUACCUGGACAAAGACGAGCUUCUCAAGUUGGCAGGCGUGCAGUAUCCAAGGCGGUGCAAGCCGGAAUCGUAUCUGUACCAGUAUGCAACGCUGUGCUUCUUCGUCGGUGCCCAGGUGGACAACUGCGAGAGCAUCAAUUGCACAGUGCUCGAUGCUCUGGACGAGGCCAACAUCAGUCCAGCACUCGCGGAAGAUGAAGAGGAGGUGAUUCUUGACGAAGCACGCCAGCAGGUUACGUGA